Penicillium macrosclerotiorum is the source of this 324-nucleotide messenger RNA. RefSeq names its product mitochondrial 54S ribosomal protein bL32m. Gene Ontology annotation, biological process: translation. Gene Ontology annotation, molecular function: structural constituent of ribosome. Gene Ontology annotation, cellular component: mitochondrial large ribosomal subunit. NCBI's taxonomy places the organism in Eukaryota, Fungi, Ascomycota, Eurotiomycetes, Eurotiales, Aspergillaceae. The transcript is spliced from 2 exons. The coding region runs from base 1 to 324 and encodes 107 amino acids. The record is from RefSeq and is a predicted model, not a curated record.
AUGGCAUUGUCCCUCCCCCUCCGCCGGGCUCUGCCUCAAUUCCCGCCUCUCGGUUUCCUGUCCGCCGCUACUCUGACCUUCCCCAUCUCCAUCACCGUUCCUCCGCUCCUUGCCGAUCUCUGGGAGUCUGUCCUCCGCGCUGUUCCGAAGAAGAAGACCUCGCACAUGAAGAAGCGUCAUCGUCAAAUGGCAGGCAAGGCCUUGAAGGAUGUGCAGAGCCUCAACAAGUGUCCCGGUUGCGGGCAGGUCAAGCGGGCCCAUGUCUUGUGCCCUCAUUGUGUGAAAGAAAUCAAGCAAUCGUGGAAGUCGGUUCAAACAGCAUAG